Messenger RNA from Castor canadensis (American beaver), 2688 nucleotides. NCBI's taxonomy places the organism in Eukaryota, Metazoa, Chordata, Mammalia, Rodentia, Castoridae. The record is from RefSeq and is a predicted model, not a curated record.
GUGGCGCGCAGAGGUUGGGUUCUGGUUCGGCCCAACUCGGCCGGAGCCUGCGUGAGAGGAUCAUGGCUGCUGUUCCCCUAAAUAAUCUACAGGAACAACUGGAGCUCCACUCAGCCAGAAAACUUAGUAAUAAACUCAGCCUCUCAAAACCAAAAUCCUUAGGUUUUACUUUUAAAAAGAAAACAUCAUCAGACAGCGAUGCAUCCGUGACCAGUGUAUCAGUAGCAAGAACACCUGUGUUAAGUGACAAAGAUGUGAAUGUAUCAGAGGCCUUUUCCUUCAGCGAGCCUCUGCCCCACACCCCAAAUCAGCAGACAAGAACCAAUGGCUUCUUUAAGAAUACCCCAGCAGGACAGCGGACCCAGGGAACUGGUGCAAAACCACUCCUGCUAGAUCCACUGCAGAGUCCGCAGGAAGUUUUACGUACCACCCAGAACUCAGCAGCUGUAAAGAAACCCCAACUCCAUGAUGCCACCUUCAAGAAAUUAGAAUUUAGUUCUUCGCCAGAUUCUUUCAGCCCCAAUAAUGAUUGGGAUGAUAUGGAUGAUUUUGAUACCUCGGCAACUUCAAAAGCAUUUGCCACGCCACUCAGAAAUCACGUUGUAAGAGUAAGCACAGCUCAGAAAUCAAGAAAGGGCAAGAGGAACUUUUUUAAAGCACAGCCUGAGAAAGCAAACACAGCCAAGACUGGUCCGACUCCUUCACGCUCUGAAAGCCUGCACAUUGACUUAACUGAGGAGCAGGAAGGCUCGGAAUGCUUGAGCAGUGGGGUGAUUUGCCUGGAUGAUGACCCCACUCCCAGUGUGCUUGAGAAGAAAGGGACCCAGGAGCAUCACCCUUUGAAAGUUCAGGUGGGAGAUGACAGAGAUAAUCGUGAAAGGAAGACCAGUGGGGAAGGAGCUGAAUUGCUUUCAGCCGAGACAGUUCUAUGCAUUGAGCUAGGUGAGGAUGGCGAUGCAGAUUUUGUUCCGCCGUCUCCAGAGGAAGAAAUCGGCUCCACUUCUUCUUCCUCUUCAAAAUGCUUUAGUAUGUUAAGGGAUUUUGAUGCCUCUGACAAAGAAAAGGACAUUCUUAGCACAUCAAAAGACCUUCUGUCAAAACCAGAGAGAAUGAUGACACAGGAGCCUGAUGCCAAAACCAAUACAGACGGUGACGCCAGAUGGAUACAUUUCCAGCAGCAGCUCAUUCACGUGAUGGACCACAUCUGUAGGCUAGUUGACACCAUUCCUGUGGAUGAACUGAAGGCUUUGGACUGUGGGGACGAGCUGCUUGAACAGCGGAACAUGAGAAGAAAACUCUUGGCUGAAGGAGAUUUUAAUAGAAAUGAUGUCAGUCUUUUGGGUUCAGUGUGGAGACACAGGGCUGAUUCACUUGGGAACACUGUGGAGGGGGACUCCUGCCCUGCAGGGAACUUGCUCAAGGAGUUAACGUCUCCAUACCUUCCCUCAAGCUCUCUUUCCACCACUCUGGGAAAGACAGUGCUCUCUGAAAGGCCAGGAUUCAGUCCACAUUUACAGAAAUCCUUUGUGAGUGGAAAACGGGCUGAAACGCCAAGGAGAGAAAAAAGAAACGAAAGUGCUUAUUUCCCAGGAAAUGUUCUCACAAGUACUGCUGUGAAAGAUCAGAGUAAGCACACUGCUUCAGGAAAUGACUUAGAAAGAGAAAGCCAGGCUUUCUGUGAUAUUGAUAAUUUUGACAUAGAUGAUUUUGAUGACGAUGAUGACUGGGAAAAUAUAGUGCAUCAUUUACCAGCCAGCAAAUCUUCUACAGCUUCCUACCCACCUGUCAGGGAAGGUGGGCCGAUUAAAUCUGUAUCAGAGGAGAUUUCUUCAGCCCACGCAGACUGUCUGCCAGUGGUAUCUACUGCUCGAAAUAAAAACUUCUCAGAGUCAGUUCAGAAGUACACUGACAAGAUGGCGCAAAGUUUAACAUCCAAGAAUAUGAAACAUGAACGCUUCCAAAGUCUUAAUUUUCCUCAUACAAAAGAAAUGAUGAAGAUUUUUCAUAAAAAAUUUGGCCUGCACAAUUUUAGAACUAAUCAGCUGGAGGCGAUCAAUGCUGCACUGCUCGGUGAAGACUGCUUUAUCCUAAUGCCCACUGGAGGUGGUAAAAGUUUGUGUUACCAGCUACCCGCCUGUGUUUCUCCUGGGGUCACUAUUGUCAUUUCUCCCUUGAGGUCCCUGAUAGUUGAUCAAGUCCAAAAGCUGACUUCAUUGGAUAUUCCAGCUACAUAUCUGACAGGUGAUAAGACAGAUUCAGAAGCUGCAAGUAUUUACCUACAAUUAUCAAAAAAAGACCCGAUUAUAAAACUUCUGUAUGUUACUCCAGAGAAGGUCUGUGCGAGUAACAGGCUGAUUUCCACACUGGAGAAUCUGUAUGAGAGGAAGCUCUUGGCACGUUUUGUCAUCGACGAAGCGCAUUGUGUCAGUCAGUGGGGACACGAUUUUCGUCAGGAUUACAAAAGGAUGAACCUGCUUCGCCAGAAGUUUCCUUCCGUCCCCGUGAUGGCCCUUACUGCCACGGCCAACCCCAGGGUGCAGAAGGACAUCCUCACUCAGCUGAAGAUUCUCAGGCCCCAGGUGUUUAGCAUGAGCUUCAACAGACAUAAUCUGAAAUACUAUGUAUUACCGAAGAAGCCUAAGAAGGUGGCAUUUGAUUGCUCAGAGUGGAUCCGAAAGCAUCACCCAU